GUCGGAGUAAUGCAAAGCGCUGUGCUGUGCGUUAAGGUGGCUAUAGGAACUUUAUGUUUUUUUUUCUUUGAGAGUAUAUGUGCAGAGAGCGUGUGGGUGGGUGUUGUUAAUCUGUUACUGUAACCGACGCGCCAAGCAUAGGAUCCAAUAGGCACCUCUGUGGCAGUGUAGAUACGCUCGCGGCAUACUGAACACCUGCACAUGGACAAUAGUGAACACGACUCCCAGUUUAUCUGUGGCAACUGCGCUCAUCCUUACAACUGAGAACCGAGAGGACGGCAGUAAUGAGCUCCUCACUUCCAAAGAGCGAAUCUGCGACCUCUCUGCUUAAAUCUUCGGCGGCGAGCCGUAGGUCUGCACACCACCCAGAAAACGCUGCAAGCAGCCGCCGCAGCCACCCCCACCCAGCCGCUCACAGAGGGGGCAGCAGCGCCGAGGAUACUUGCUGGCCGGAUGAGUGUGAGGCUAGCGCCCGGAGACCCCUGUGUCACCCCAGACACACUAGCAGCAGGAACGGGGGUGACAGACGAGGGAGCAAGGGCCAGUCGCACCGGGCACACGCCCCCCUUCCCCACGGAUAUAGCCAGGAAGAAUUAUUAGAGCGACAAGGGGUCGGCCGGGAUGAAGGAACGCGCAAUAAACCGUCUAGACAUCCACACCCGCACCACAAAUCCACAAGACGUGAUCUGCCUCCCGUCCAGCACAGCAACCCCCGUCCUGCGCGGGUGCCCUCUCCGACACCCUCAUUCUCCAAGCCCAACGACGAAGCAGCGCUCUUCUUUGAAUCCAAGGACCGGACAAGGACCGGCUCGUCCCUCAGUCUGGUCUCCGAUCCCCCUGCAUCAUCUUCGCCGCUACCCGCCACCUCCAGCCGCUCGUCCGCCGGCUAUGGGAGAUCCAAAAGGGCUUCCGCAGAGUUCGAUUCCAGCCUUCACCCCAUCGUGAAGUCAGUCUUUGGGCAGGACAGAGAGCUGCGACCAGAAGAGAUGGAUGAGUUGAGGGAGGCCUUUAAAGAGUUUGAUAAGGACAAAGACGGCUUUAUCGGCUGCAAGGAUCUAGGGAACUGCAUGAGAACCAUGGGCUACAUGCCCACAGAGAUGGAACUGAUAGAACUGAGCCAGCAGAUCAACAUGAACUUGGGGGGUCAUGUGGAUUUUGAAGAUUUCGUAGAGCUGAUGGGACCAAAACUGCUUGCUGAAACUGCGGAUAUGAUUGGUGUUAAGGAGCUGAGGGAUGCCUUCAAAGAGUUUGACACUAAUGGAGAUGGAGAGAUCAGCACAGCUGAGCUCAGAGAGGCCAUGAAGAAGCUGUUAGGACAACAGGUUGGUCACAGGGACCUGGAGGACAUUCUGAGGGACAUCGACCUAAACGGUGACGGACACGUCGAUUUUGAGGAAUUUGUGCGAAUGAUGUCACGCUGAAAGGGAGGGAAAUGGACUGCAAAUGAGGAUUUGCACUGGACAAGAGCCACUGGCCCUGCCCCUUUCAAGGAGAGGAAGGAAGAUAGGGGCAGUGAGAAAGAAAGAGAGAGACAGACAGACAAAGAGAGAGAGCUAUGCACUGAGCCCUCUUUCCUUGAUUAAGCUGGAAUUUAACCCCUAACCUCCGGAGUGAAGAGGAACUGCCUCCACAGUCAUCAUCUCAUCCAUUAUUUAUUUAUUUACUUACUUACUUACUUAUUUACUUACUUAUUUAUCCAUCCAUCCAUGCAUCUGUCCUGGAAAUCUUAUGGACUUUUUAUCUUUAAAGCACUUUUGCUGCUGGGUUCUGCUGGAGCAAUAGGAAGGGGGGG
Molecule: messenger RNA, 1792 nt
Organism: Megalops cyprinoides (Indo-Pacific tarpon)
Lineage: Eukaryota; Metazoa; Chordata; Actinopteri; Elopiformes; Megalopidae
Product: calcium-binding protein 1-like
Exons: 7
Coding region: 285-1421 (378 amino acids)
Molecular function (GO): calcium ion binding
Source: RefSeq, a predicted model, not a curated record